GAAACUCUUUUGAUACGCCAUUGCCUCGGACCCUACCGCGGAUAGCUCUGACUUCCCUCAUACUCGGCGAGUAAGCCUCCCGCGGAAAGGGCACCGACGCAUACCGGUUUUUGGCCUUGUUCCGUUGUGGCAGUCUGGCGAUGAACGCCUAAGGUCAACAAUCUGCCAUCCUCGUUUCUAGGCUUUUGACUUCGCAUCCAUAUGAUGAGCUCAGAAGUUCCAAGCCGUCACCAGACAGAUUCAUGCGCCUUCAUUUGCUUGUGGCGGUUUUAUGCCAUCUCAGGGUCUCAUCCUAAGUUGUGGAUUUUCCUCCUUCGUGUUCGCCUCCCAUUCAACCUGGCUGGUCUAGUCAUCCAUUUGUCUCUGCAGUCUCCUGCUGGACAUGGAUCUGCUGCGGACAUGGUUGUUUACUCGACAUGAGACGCAGGCCGCCAAGACCAUGUAUCCUCUACUAGGACCGGAUCCGGUGACUCUCAUCAACGUUUGCUUCAUCUUCGUGACCCUUGGGGACGUUCUACUGCUCCUGCUUAUUGGAACGCUGCUCUUCUCCAACCGAGUUCGCAGGCGGAAUGCUUCGUUGAUCAACCUCCUUGUAGUGACUAUUUUGUGUAGUAUACCCCCGGCCAUGCUUUACUUUGGCCAGGAGAUCAUGAAUCCACACCCGCCCAUUGGGUUGUGUUUCACACAGGCGAUUCUGAAGCAUGGAACAGACCCAAUGUUUGUUAUCGCUUCGUUAGCAUUAGUCAUUGAAUUUCUUCAAGGAACUGGAGUCGUCAUAUUGAGGUUUAUAACACUGCGCCAGUUGCGAGUACCUUUAUUGGUGGCGUUGCCUUACAUCACGUUCCUUGUGUUUUCGACUAUUACUGCAGCACUUGGUGGUAGUAAUCUCAAGAAGGUGAAACACAAGUCCAGCCAAUUGUACUGCACCGUUGAUUAUGCUGCACUUACUCAUGGCGUCGAGUUCUUCUCUGUGGUUGUCGUUGUCGUCACUGUCGCACUUGAAAUACUCACCAUCUCCCGGCUCCGCAAAAGUUGGAAAGACGUUAAAAAUCAGGCUAAAGAAUUUGAAGGAACUGCCGAUGCCCGCAAAAACAGGUUUAGACGUUCUCAGGCGUUUCGGGUUGCAGGGUUCACCAUCUUGCAAUUGAACUACAUAAUCCUAUGUGGAAUCGACUUUUAUUUCAAAUCCGUUGCGACGCACAUCCUACCGAUCGUGUACGAGGCUCUGAUGCCUCUAGGGACGUUUCUCAUCUUUGGCACAACGGCGGACUGUAUGCGGCUUUGGAUGUUCUGGAGACCUCGCGAUGAUGAUCCUCAAACAGACGCACCUAUCGCAUUAGCGGACAACGCUCAAAGACUCACAGAGUCAUUCCUGAUCGCCACCCCAAGCGAUCGUCGGUCGACGUCCCUCCCACCUCCACCUCCCCCCAAAGAUCGUCUCCUGAUUUAUAGUCAGAUUCCUCGCAGCGAUGAUGUUGGUGAUAGUCCAAUGUCGGAAAGCGGCGACCAUUCCGUGACUGCUGUCCAACACGACACUAUACAGGGCUCUGACGAAGACUUUCGCAAGUACCUGCAUAAGAGCAAGGAUGAAGACGAGGAAGAACACAGGCCUUCUUCGGCUAGGGCCGUUCGUUUUCUUGACCUCGAUACACCCGUUCUUGAUCUAUACCUACCUCCGGAAGGUUUCUCCAUUGAUUGGGACAAGCAUUGAGCUGCGCUCACCCUCACUAUAUAUCACGUAGUUUGUCUCGAAAGCCAUUCCUCCAACUCUCACAUUCAUUGUAUUUACUCAGCCGGUAGAGCUCCAACAUGCACCACCUGCACCAUUAGAUGUAUUAGUAGGAACAUUUCAUAUCCUAUGAUUUGGCCCGUUGCACGCCAAUGAAGUAUUGGAACAGUG
Molecule: messenger RNA, 1900 nt
Organism: Somion occarium
Lineage: Eukaryota; Fungi; Basidiomycota; Agaricomycetes; Polyporales; Cerrenaceae
Source: the annotation of a GenBank genome assembly